This is a messenger RNA of Colletotrichum higginsianum IMI 349063, 1188 nucleotides long. RefSeq names its product Branched-chain amino acid aminotransferase. The coding region runs from base 1 to 1188 and encodes 395 amino acids. The transcript has 3 exons. The record is from RefSeq and is a predicted model, not a curated record. Lineage: Eukaryota; Fungi; Ascomycota; Sordariomycetes; Glomerellales; Glomerellaceae. Gene Ontology annotation, biological process: branched-chain amino acid metabolic process. Gene Ontology annotation, molecular function: branched-chain-amino-acid:2-oxoglutarate transaminase activity.
AUGGCCGCCUUCCCGCCCCCUCCGGUCAACACCAUUGACUGGUCCAACGUCGGCUUCAAGGUCCGCGAAGUCAACGGUCACAUCGAGUCGACCUACUCCGUCUCGACCGGCCAAUGGACGCCCCUCAAGUUCGUCGCCGACCCCUUCAUGCGCAUCCACGGCAUGGCACCCGCCCUCAACUACGGCCAGCAGGCCUACGAGGGCCUCAAGGCCUUCCGCGCCCCCGGGGACCAGACCAUCAACAUCUUCCGCCCGGACAAGAACGCCGUGCGCCUGCAGCACUCGGCCGACGUCGUCUCCAUGCCCCGCGUGCCCGAGGACCUCUUCCUCGCCGCCUGCAAGGCCGCCGUCUCCCUCAACGCCGGCUACGUCCCGCCCCACGAGACGGGCGCCGCCAUGUACAUCCGCCCGCAGCUGUACGGCUCGUCGGCCCAGCUCGGCCUGAGCCCGCCCGAGGAGUACGUCUUCGCCGUCUUCGUCAUCCCCACGGGCGUCUACCACGGCACCCACCCGGUCAAGGCCCUCAUCCUCGACGACUUUGACCGCGCCGCCCCCAACGGCACGGGGCACGCCAAGGUCGGCGGCAACUACGCGCCCGUGUUGCGCUUCAGCGACCGCGCCCGCACCGAGGGCUACGGCAUCACGCUGCACCUCGACAGCGUCCGGCACGAGGACAUUGACGAGUUCAGCACGAGCGGCUUCAUCGGCGUCAAGAAGCAGGGCGACGACGACGUCACGCUCGUCGUGCCGGACUCCAAGUGCGUCAUCGACAGCGUCACGAGCGACAGCAUCCAGCACAUUGCGCGCAGCUUCGGCUGGAAGGUCGAGAAGCGAGUGAUCAAGUACGGCGAGCUGCCCACCUUUUCCGAGGUCAUGGCGGCGGGCACGGCGGCGGCGCUGGUGCCGAUCCGGUCCAUCACGCGACGGGUCGAGGCGACCUCGCCGCAGUCCCUCGUGGCGGCGGCGGGCGCCCAGGAGCGGGUCAGCAGCGCCAAGGCCGGCGAGGAGACGGUGACGUUCAUCCCCGAGGGCCAGGAUGAGGCGGGCGACAUCUGCCUCAGGCUGCUGUCGACGCUCAAGGGCAUCCAGCUCGGCAAGCUCAAGGACGAGUUCGGAUGGAACGUUGCUGUCGGCGCGGCGGACGGCACGGCGGUCGUCGGUGAGCAGAAGACGAACGGGUCGGCGUAG